CCGAGGCCGGCUGAGUCACUAAGAGCGGCAGAAGAGGAAAAACAGGUUGCCCCGAGUAGGAAGGGGGCGGGCGGAGGCGGAGGGAGUUUAAAGGCCCGCCACGCUGCCCUUGUUGGCGCUCAAGACUGGGGAGCGCUUCGCCAUGGGUGGCUGGCUUCUCCUGCUCGUGGCGGGCAGCCUCUGGGCGAGCCUCGGGGAAGGUGGCAGCCCGACGUGCGGUUAUCCGCCGCAGUUGUGGUGCAGUUCCAGCGAGAUCGCCCGAGCCUGCCAGGCAGAGAAGCAUUGCGCCAAGUGGAUCCCCAGCUCCCCACAGGCCAACUCUGUCUCUGUGAGCCUCUACUAUGAAUCCCUCUGUCCUGCCUGCCGCCAGUUCCUGGUAAUGACGCUCUUUCCCACUUGGCUGAUGCUGAAUAACAUCAUGAAUGUCACUUUGGUCCCCUAUGGGAAUGCAAAGGAGAGUAAAGAGGCCGCAAAAUGGCACUUUGAAUGCCAGCAUGGUGAAGACGAAUGCCUGGGGAACAUGAUAGAGACUUGUCUCACCCACCUGCAUCCACGUGUUGCUUUUGUGCUCAUCUUCUGCAUGGAGUCAAGUAUAGAUGUCAUCCACAACUUGCCACUGUGCCUGAAACUGUAUGCUCCUGAAAUCUCUCUAGCUAAUAUCACUGCAUGUGUAAAUGGAGACCUAGGUAACAAGCUUAUGCAUGAGAAUGCUAAACUCACCAGGGCUCUGCAACCAUCUCAUGAGUACGUGCCAUGGAUUCUCAUCAAUGGGGUCCACACUGAUAAACUUCAAACGCAAGCAGAGGAGUCUCUCUUCGAAUUGGUUUGCAAGUUGUAUAAGGGAGAUUUGCCACCUGCCUGCAGACAACCAAAGGAACUUUCUCUUCUUCCUCUUCCCCCAAAUUACACUUUCUUGAGGAAGUAACUCCACACCCAACUUGUCCCAGCUUCUGAAGGGAGAGGUGCAAGCUGAUCAGUCUGCCCAAGGAAAAGCAAAGGAAAUCUUUUGGUAUUUUAAAGCUACGUGUUAUUAUCUGUUCAAACUUCCUGCUACAAGGUGGAGUUCAGAUUUGGAAUGUAGUAAAGUCAAGGAACAGCUGCCUCUCUUUGAAGGAGGCAGCAGAAGAAAAAUCAGGGCCAGAUGUUUUGGGAAGAAGAGUGGCGUCUUGAUUUUCUCGGUGCUACAAGAGUAAACCUAUGGAAAAGUAGCUCUUGUCAUUCUCUGGAAGGAGUUACAUUUUUUAACCUCAUAAACAUUGCUGAUUUUAACCUCAUUCCUGCCUCCUAUUGAUUGUACCCCCAAAAUGGAAAUGUUGUCUUCAGAAAGAGAACGUUUUGCCUUCAGAAAGUCAAAGUUGGUCUCUUCUUGCCAAAUGACCAUCUAAUCCUGUUGGUGAUCUAGGAUAUGGGAACUUGCAUCAGAGAUAAAUCUGGGAGGUGGAGAAACUUCUUCCUAAGGACCAGUGUAUGUUACUUGCUUGGCAUCAGCUCUGUUAACACUCCUGAAGAGCCUGUUUGCUGAAUAAGGGCACAUCCAGACAGCCAAUUUAAUGUGGCUUUCCUUCCCCGAGGCAGCACAAAAACGUGUCAGCAUAAUUUGAUAGCUGGUCUCUAUCCCUGCCUUUGUAAUGAGCUCUUCUCUGUGAGUGGUGCUCUUCUGAUAGAGCAAGUUAAGGGGCAGUGGUUGAUGGAUCUCCAGGUCGUGAGAAAAACAUCCUUCCGCUGCUGUCUCUGAAACAGGCUGGGGGAGGAGGUGAGUUUCAACAAAUGGCUAGAACAGAGUUUCUCAACCUUGGGAACUUUAAGAUGUAUGGACUUCAACACCCAGAAUCCCUUAGCCACCAUGGCUGGCUGGGGAAUUCUGGGAGUUGAAGUCCACACAUCUUAAAAGUUCCCAAGGUUGAGAAACUUUGGGCUAGAAUGAUGGAUAUGGCCACCUGUUGAAACCUGAUCUGCAAAGUGAGUGGAGGGCUUCCUGCUUUGUUGAGAAGCUCUCACUCACUCUGUGGAUAAUCUUCAGAUUAUCACUCUUGCUUGUGCUCUUCCUCCAGUGCUGUCUUUUGCUUGCCUUUCUCAAUGGUUAUCACCUUCUCUCUUGCUUUGGCAUGUGCUGCAUUACUCUCUCUCAUUCCCCUGCCUUACACUCUCACACUAACGCUCAUGCUAUCACUCUUGAGCUCAGUUGUCUUUUUCACUCAGUCAUCUUUCUUUCACGCUCACUUUCUGGUCACUCACAUUCACUCAUCUGUCACUUGUUCUUCCUCUCUCAUUCACUCACAUUCACUUGCUGUAUCUCUCAUUUUGCCCAAAAAGAGCUAAUGGGACAUCUCCCAUUAGCUCUUUUUGGGCAAAAUGAGAGAUAGAGGUGGAUAGAUGGCAGGCAUGAUCCACUUUACAAGUUGUCUGUUGGGGCAUUUUUUUUUUUACACCUGUCUAGUGGUCUUACAUGAAAUCCCUAGACUCACAUAAAUAAAGCAACUGCAUGCU
Python bivittatus (Burmese python) is the source of this 2487-nucleotide messenger RNA. The record is from RefSeq and is a predicted model, not a curated record. Lineage: Eukaryota; Metazoa; Chordata; Lepidosauria; Squamata; Pythonidae.